Zingiber officinale is the source of this 914-nucleotide messenger RNA. Its product is annotated as PRA1 family protein F3-like. The transcript has a single exon. The coding region runs from base 122 to 682 and encodes 186 amino acids. NCBI's taxonomy places the organism in Eukaryota, Viridiplantae, Streptophyta, Magnoliopsida, Zingiberales, Zingiberaceae. Gene Ontology annotation, cellular component: endoplasmic reticulum; Golgi apparatus. The record is from RefSeq and is a predicted model, not a curated record. Gene Ontology annotation, biological process: vesicle-mediated transport.
UUAAUUUAACUACUUCGCCGACGGGGGUGAAAUCCGAAGCGCCGUUGCCGUCUCUUCUAUUUGCUGUUGGCCCUCCUCAAUUGUUGCUAUUUGGGUACUGGAUCGCGAUCGACUGCCGGCGAUGACGACCUACGGCACGAUCCCCACCUCCACCGCCCCUUCCUCCUCCUCCUCCCCCCUCGACUACAUCUCCCGCGCCAAGGAGCAAGGCCGAUCCGCGCUGGCCUUGCGGCGGCCAUGGCGACAGUUAGGAGACGUGCGAGCCCUCAGCCUCCCGCGAAGCCUCGGCGACUCCUACACGCGGAUCCGCACCAACGCCGCCUAUUUCGCCAUGAACUACGCCAUCGUCGUGCUCCUCGUCGUCUUCUUCAGCCUCCUCUUCAAACCCGUAUCCCUCAUCGUCUUCAUCGUCUGCACUGUCGUCUGGUGUUUCCUCUACUUCUUACGGGACGUGCCCCUCGUAAUUUUCGGCCGCGAGAUCAGCGAUCUGGUGGUCCUCAUCUGCCUGUCCAUCUUCACCCUAGUGGCUCUGCUGCUGACCAAGGCAACCGCCAACAUCCUUAUUUCCCUGAUGAUCGGCCUGGUUCUGGUGCUGAUCCAUGCUGCGAUUCGGAGGACGGAGGAUCUAGUGCUGGAGGAGGAAGCUGAAGGGCCUGGGAGAUGGUAUGCCGCCGGGCCGUAGCGAACUCUCCAGGCAGUACUGUCUCAGCCGUGCCUAGUAAUUUCUCUCCCUUCUUACCCCUGUCAAUUCCGUUGUUGUAUGACUGGAUUGAUCUGAAAUCUGCGGUGUUUUACGCGCAUCAUUUGUUUGUUAGUUUGCCUGUGUGUGGUAAGAUUAUUUUGCCAUCCGAACUCGUUUGUACAUUGUUCCUUUCCCGUUGAUUUAUCUAAUAAGAUGGAUCGCCACAUCAAAA